UUGUUCAAUUGGCAGAUAGAGAGUGAGUAUUUAUCAAGAGAAUUUGGACAUUUUUUUGUUUAGAGAGUUAGUAUGUGACUGUGGUAUCCUUUCUGUCUCAGUGCUUUGCGAUUGAAGAAGCUUUUCUGUCAUUUUUCUUUAAUCACUUCUCACAAAAAUCCAGAGAAUGGGGCGGGAAAGGCGAGAGCGAGGUGAACUUUGUUGGCCGUUUGAAGCGUUGGCUGUCGGCCAUGUUGUGGGUGAGGGUGGUCCUUGGUCAUGGGCUUUGGCAGUCCAGUAGCAUCAGCAAACACGUUGAUGGCAUGGCUGUUUUGUUAAUCUAAUAACCUUUAGUUUUGAUGAAUUUAAUGUUAGCGACAUGUUUUGUUUACACGAUCAUUUAACAAUCCAUUUUUUUCUCUUAUCCACGGAUUGCCAUCAAUUGCUUUUAAUGUUGUCAUAGAAGAAUUUCCUAGAUUGUUCUCACUCUGGCCACCAAAUAUAAAAAUUGGUCAUGUUUCUUGCACCUAUGAACUGUCCAACCCACCAUCUUUGUUGGCUUGGGGAUUACUGAUUAGUAUAUGUGUGAAAAUUCCAAAGAUCAGAGGUUCGAAGGUUGGUGGCAGAAUAAUAAGAUGAAGAACUAUAAUCUCUACAACGUGUUGUCCUACUUUAAAUUCCCAUUUCCUUAACAACUCAUCUUCAUAGCCUCCUCUCUCUCUCUCUUGGCAAGAACCACACUGCUUAUAGUUAUAGCAGAUGAUAUUUAUGGGUUUUCCAAGUUCUAACUUGGCUCCCUUUCUCACUCUGUUUCUGGUCUUCUUUGUGGCUAAUGGGCAGUCUUCGGUUCGUCCAUUUUUCAUAUUUGGGGACUCUGUUGUUGAUGUAGGGAACAACAACCACAUCUAUACCUUUAUAAAAGCAAACUUCCCUCCUUAUGGAAGAGACUUUGUUACUCACGAACCAACUGGGAGAUUCUGCAAUGGAAAGCUAGCCACAGACUUCAUUGCUGACAUGAUAGGCCUGACUUAUCCACCACCUUAUCUUAGCGGAAGAGCCAGAGGAACAAACCUCUUGAUUGGUGCCAACUUUGCCUCAGCUUCUUCUGGUUACUAUGAUGCAACAGCGAACCUAUAUCGUGCGAUCCCAUUGAGUAGGCAGCUGUUGUACUACAGAGAAUAUCAGAACAGGUUGGCUGCAGUUGUAGGGAGAUCAAAUGUUGCAUCAAUAAUAUCUCGUGCAAUCUUCAUUGUUAGUGCUGGGAGCAGCGACUUUCUUCAAAACUAUUACGUUAAUCCUCUUCUCUACCUGGCCCUUACUCCUGAUCGGUUCUCAGACCUUCUCAUACAAUCCUACACGAGUUUCAUUCAGAGACUCUAUGCAUUGGGAGCAAGGAGAAUUGGAGUGACAACACUGCCACCUAUAGGAUGCCUGCCAGCAGCUAUAACGAUAUUUGGGGCGGCGGGUAGCAAUGCGUGCGUGGAAAGGUUAAACAACGAUGCAGUUUCCUUCAAUUACAAGCUCAAUGCUACAUCUCGCUGGCUGCAAAAUAACCUCCAUGACCUCAAACUGGUGGUCUUUGAUACCUACCAACCUCUCUACGAAAUUGUCACAAACCCUUCAAAAUAUGGGUUCUUUGAGGCAAGGAGGGCUUGCUGUGGAACAGGCUUACUAGAAACGUCAAUACUAUGCAAUCCACUAUCCGUAGGCACCUGUGCAAAUGCAUCAGAGUACGUAUUCUGGGAUGGUUUCCAUCCCUCGGACGCUGCAAACCAUGUUUUGGCUUCCAGGUUGGCGCCGAGUGGCAUCUCCCUGAUCACCCCGUCACAUCUUUGAGAGCUGGGUUACCAUGAUUAUUCUGGUUUUACUUGCAACGUGGAUGGCAAAAGAUGGUAGAUUUAUAUGAAUAGAGAUCAUUUAGACCGUUUAUUAAUUAUACUAGUUGCGAAAAACUGAGCCAUGCGCGAGAAAAAUCUUUAAUCUUUAAUCUUGUUUUUAAUCUAAUUGUGAAGUUAUUUGAAUGCGUUUAUUUUUUUUAUUACUAGUUUUAAUGAAUUACAUAUGGUGUAAAGAAAAUGAAAUGUUAUAGAUGAAAGAUGAUAUGGUAUUUUCAGCUUUAAAAUUUUAUGAUC
This is a messenger RNA of Juglans regia (Persian walnut), 2111 nucleotides long. RefSeq names its product GDSL esterase/lipase At5g22810-like. The record is from RefSeq and is a predicted model, not a curated record. Lineage: Eukaryota; Viridiplantae; Streptophyta; Magnoliopsida; Fagales; Juglandaceae. The transcript has 5 exons. Bases 739 to 1815 code for a protein of 358 amino acids. Gene Ontology annotation, molecular function: hydrolase activity, acting on ester bonds.